AUGGACCCGUUGUGCAUUGAGUGCGAAGUUUGCUCCUCAGACGAGACCGAUUUGUUCAAGUGCAAAUCGUGCUUAUCUCCUCAAAAUGAAAACACAGUAGCCAUUCUGUGUCAGUUCUGCGUUCUGAGUCACGUGAGGAAAAAACAUGACGUCACUCAAUUCGACGGCCAGGAGAUAAUAAUUUGUGGAGUGCACAAAAUUAUUUGCACGAACUACUGCAGGAACUGUAAACUGUUUCUGUGCGUGCAAUGUACAAUCAAGCAUAUAUCAGAACAACAUGAUAUUGAAAACAUUGCAAAAAUUGCCAUUGAGUGCAAGAAGAAGAUUCAUUCUAUGCUAGAUGAGUUGGACGUCGAGUACAAAGAGGGAGCUAAGUCGUUGAAGUCGGUUCAAGAUUAUUUUGAAUCAAAAAAAUCUGAAUCGAAGUACACCAAUGCGAAUCAAGUCGAGGAAGCUCUGGUCGAAAUGAUGCUUAAAGUUUGUCACAGUUCUGAUGUCCAAGCUCGCAUUAGAAAUUCUCUUCAAUGGGUUGAUGAAUUAGAGAAGUAUUGCGCGGACGACAAGGAGGACCUUGAAAAAUUGGGACAACAGCAAGUGAAAUUGAGGAGUUUGUUAAGCAAGUCAUGCCUGGAGCUAACGCAAAGUAUUGACUCAGUUUCAGAAGAAGUGUCGAGCUCCAAAGAUGAGGGCUUAUCUAGACGCACAGUCUUUUUGGAAGCGUCGAAAGGAUAUGUUCGAGAGUUCCAGGAGCAUAUCGCAAAAUGCGAGGCUCAUUUUGAGUUGGAAUUGAACCGCGCAAUUUCUGGCUUCCUAGACGGCAUCGGGGACAGACGUUUUUAUCCUGGGCGGUUUCAAUUUCAGCUGGAAAAAAUAACUUUUUAUGAGACCGUGAAUCACUUCAAGGCGGACAACUUAAUUUUGAGCGCUACUGACUCAGUGAUGUGCAUUGCACUCGUCAAUGGGAAUGAGGAGGGAUAG
Molecule: messenger RNA, 978 nt
Organism: Symsagittifera roscoffensis
Lineage: Eukaryota; Metazoa; Xenacoelomorpha; Acoela; Convolutidae
Exons: 2
Coding region: 1-978 (325 amino acids)
Molecular function (GO): zinc ion binding
Source: RefSeq, a predicted model, not a curated record